AUGUAGGACGUGAACACUAGUUAGCAACUUGACGAAUUUUUAUAGCAGCCUUCAUAACAAAUACAUGCUGCCCAUUUUACUGAUUUACCAAAUUAAAAUUAAAUAAAAUAAUUAACAUUUGACUUGUAAUAGCAAGCCUCAUCAAAUAAUAUUGAUCUUCCCAAUUUAUUAGAUCUUAAUCUAGAAAAUCAUAAAUUUUCUGCAUAAUAAAAUGAAAAUCAGCUUACAAAAAUGGAAAGCGAAAAAGGUAACAGCGAACUUACUUCAACAGUUCAAAAUGUAGGCAGAAUGCAGGUGUUCCCUCCUAUUCUAGCUGUAAAAAAAAACGUUUCAAUACAAAAUAAUCAUACACAAUACUAAUACCCCUGUAUUCACUAAAGCAGUGAAGAUUUACGUAGCUUAACUUAAUCUCAAUCUCGUUUUAGUAACAGAAAAACUGAAGCAACCAGUUGCAAAAAUAGCAUAGGCAGAGAAUAUAUGUCUUCUUCUUUCUUUUCUGAAGGCGAUGAUUCAAAUUUCUCAAGAAAAAAUUCUGAUGCCACUGCUCCUGCUGCUUAUAAUCCAUCAAUUAUAUCUACUACUAGUGAAACUACGGCAUAAAAAAAUUCAAUUAAAUUAAGUAGUUAGUAAAAUAAUUAAGCUUUUAAUCGCUCUUCAAAUCAAAUAAAGAAGGCAAGAAACUCCCUUGUCUGCAUUGAAGAUUUAAUCUUUUAAUAAUCUCUAUAAUUGGAAGAAGAAGAGCCCUAAUCUAAGGUAAUAAGAGUUUAAAUACCAUCUUAAAACAAUAACUUUUAAGAUGAAUCAGAUGUAGUAAAUGAAGAAGCAGAAAAAGGGAUUUAGUAAUAAGUUAUUCAAUCAAUCUAAAAUCCAUUAAAAUAGUAAUCAUAGAAUAAUAACAAUAAUAAUGUUAACAACGAACAAGUUAAUCAGUCAAUUCAAUAGAAUGAAGGAAAAUAAAUUCCAAGCAACUAAAUUAUAAAUAAUAUCAUUAUCCCUCAACCCGAAAUAUAGGUAUAAACCAUUUCUUAAAACCUAAAUAAUGUACCUGAUUUAUUAGAUGAAGGUUCUUUUGUAAAUAUUACUGCUAAUAACAACAUUCAAUAUUCUGAGGAAUAAAAAAAUUAAAAUGAUUCAUCUCCAAAGGAAAACACUGAGAAUACUACUGAUAAAGAAAUGCUAGACAAAAAUUUGUCAGAUGCUUAGAGUGAAAAGAGACCUUAAAUGAACGUCCUUCCUCAUCUUAACGAAGAUGAAACAAGCAGUGAUGACCCUGAAAUGAUUAAACCAGUAGGUUUUACAAUUCAUAUUGAUCAUGAAGAGUGCUACGAAGAUGGAGAUAACACUUUAACUUCGACUAAAAGAAAACGCAACAAAAACCAAGUACUCUCAUACAAAAACCAUAAUUAUAAAUAAAUUACUUAUAUGGAAGCUUGGAGUCGUGUAAAAACUAUGGAUUUAAGCAAAGAAAAAAAAUUAUUGAUGGCUAUAAGAGAUAGCACUUAUCAAGGCCAAGGAAUCUUCAGUAGAGUCUUCACAUUUUGUACAAAUAACUCUUCUAAGAUUUUAUAAACAUCUGCUUUGAAUAUCGAAAGAGAUUAAAUACUGGCAUUUUCGAAAGUAGCUUUUGAUACAAGCGAUUCUCUGCAUGUAAAUAUGAUUUACACAAUUUAUUGUUCAUUGAGAAAUACAUAAUACUGCCCACUCUAUGGCCCACACUGGUUGACUAUUGGCUUUAGACAUGUUAAUCCUAAAUAAAAUUUUGAUAUCGCUGGAGUCUUUGGAGCUUUAUAGAUUCUUGCAUUUAUUUUCUGCUAUAAAGAGUACAUAUUAGACGUUGUACAAUAAAUUGAUGUUUUAAAUAAAAAAAAUGAAGAAAUUCGCCACUAACCUUAGAUAAAUAAUUAAUAAAAUCAAAAUAAUUAAAACUCUUAAAACCACAAUAACUCUUAAAAUUCCUCUUCAAUGAACUGCAAUAACAACAUAUUUUUACCUGAUAAACUCCGCUUAAAAGAAAUAAACCUUUGCGUAGUGAUGCAAGAAAUUACAAAGCAUGUUCUAAUUUGGUUAGAAAAGGGAUUGCUAAAUUAAAUGAUCAAUGUAGAGAAGAGUGUUAUCAGCGUAGUGAAUAAGAUGUAUUUUGCAACAUUUUAUAUCUUUUAUGAGAACUUCAAAAGAGAAAAAUCUGGUUUCCUUUCUAUCUCUAUAGCUUUUAAGACAACAAUAGAAUAAGUUGAGCAAAAUCCCUUCCAAGCCUUAGAAGUUUUCAAAAAGAAAAUAGGUCUAUACUAUAAACUCCGUGAUUGA
Messenger RNA from Tetrahymena thermophila SB210, 2304 nucleotides. Its product is annotated as ELMO/CED-12 family protein. The record is from RefSeq and is a predicted model, not a curated record. NCBI's taxonomy places the organism in Eukaryota, Ciliophora, Oligohymenophorea, Hymenostomatida, Tetrahymenidae. The transcript has a single exon.